AUGUCUCUUCGGGCAGGUUACCAUUCUGGAAGAUCUCCAGGCGUGAGGGAAUAUCUUCAUUUCCAGAAUAAGAUUAAAGCGACAGUCACGAUAUCCGAUCGUGCUACAGAUCGGGGACUAUUCCCGCAGCUGGAUCACAGAAGAGAUAUCCUGGAUGGAAAAAUCGUCCGAGCGAUAAACGAUGAACUCUGGUAUCAGAGUAUUAACGCUAAGAUGGAAAGAUCAAUAAAGAGCAGCGAAAACAAAACUGGUCAAUCUCAUGACAUGAAGGCAAGGAGGUUAAGAUGGGCGGAGCAUGUGCCUCGGAGAAUUUCAUAA
Molecule: messenger RNA, 318 nt
Organism: Nezara viridula (southern green stink bug)
Lineage: Eukaryota; Metazoa; Arthropoda; Insecta; Hemiptera; Pentatomidae
Source: the annotation of a GenBank genome assembly